UACAAAACAGAUUCAAAAGCAGCAGACAAAAACAAACUAUACAAUUCAAAGCAAAUCAGUUCAAGAUGGGGAUCCCGAUGUUAUGUCUUCUGAUGAUCAUAGCAAUAGUGCACCUUGGACAUAACGCAGAAGCAGGGAAAUGUCCUAACCUUGAAAAAAGAUUGAAAGAUGCACAGACUGAGCUGGAGCGAUUAAGGAACACAGGACAAUGUGAGUGCAGCUGUAUGGGACAACCAGGAGCUCCAGGCCCUGCAGGUCCACCAGGUCCUCCCUUAAAUCAACCAAAGGACUGCCCAAAAGGAUUCACAAAGAAUGAAGUGCUAAAAUCCUGUCACAAGUUUAUUACUAACACAAAGUUGAUGUGGACUGACGCCCUCGCCUUUUGCCAGUCUCUCCAGGCAAACCUAGUUGCUAUAGAAACACAUGUUGAACAAUUAUAUCUUGCUGACAAACUCACAAAUGGUGAUCUACCUACUGAGACAUGGUACUGGACAGGAGGCAAUGAGCUAUGUGGGACGUGGGAGUGGGCUGGGGGUCUAAGCUGGACACCUAAAUCUAUCACUGGAUAUCUGAACUGGGAUACCACAUAUGAAUUACCACAGCCACAAGCAAAUGAUGAGAGGUGCCUUGGACUUCAUUCUGAGUUUACCUACAAAUGGCACGAUUUAACCUGCAAGAGUGAGGAAUAUUUUAUAUGUGAAAUAAAUCUUUCUUAAACCCAUUAACUUUGUAAAAGUCUUAGAUAAAGAAAAUGUAAACAAAGUAUUUAAGAGAUUAUGGCUGACCUUUAAAAUACUGAAAAGAAGGAUGCCAUAUGGAAGAAGAUGAGCCGUAGGACCAAAACCAUAAAAAACUAUUAAAAACACACUCUCAAAUGACCUCCAUACAGAUACAUAAAGAAUUAUAAUUGACAACCAAAACCACACCAUUGGAUAAUUAUGACUUUCAUCAUUACAAUAAUGAAAAAUGGGUGAUAACAUCUGAACCAUGUGAGCUCAUGUAGUACUUUACUAUGUGUAAUGAAAUAAUUCAAAUAUAUAGGAGAUUUUCCAAUGACAGCCCAUCCCAUAAUUUGUUUAUUCAAACAAUAUUUCCUUUUCCUCCUUUAUCACACUACCCUACCACGUGACCACAUUUAAAAAUGAUACAGGGUACGGUUAAGUUGCAAAUGGAGCGGGUAUUCUCUAUCUUUGUCCAUUGGGCUUUUCUGGUAAUAAUACGUUGAAAACUGCUCGAUGAAUCUAUACAAUGUAUAAUAGAACACUUAGAAUAUGUGUAAAAUCU
Molecule: messenger RNA, 1284 nt
Organism: Owenia fusiformis
Lineage: Eukaryota; Metazoa; Annelida; Polychaeta; Sabellida; Oweniidae
Source: the annotation of a GenBank genome assembly